CCCGCAAAACACAGGAGCUCACAAAGACAAGAGGUUGCUUUCUAGUGUCCGGCACUGAGUGCUCAAGUCUUCCAAGAUGCUCCACCGGAGUUUGCUUAUUGCUGUUAUACUGACUGCUCUUGCAGUGGUCUUCUCUGCACCAAUUGACAAUGGAGACGGUCCUAAUGCUCAGAUUUUUAUUAUUCUGGAAAAACAAAAUGAUGACUCCUCUAUUGAUGCAGCUGACAUUGUUGAUGCUAUAAAUAAUCACAGCAGACCAGAUGAAGUUUCAAAAGAUUCUGAUAGUGAUGAAAGUGGAAAGAGUGCUUCUGAUGAAAAUGACUCUAAAGAUUCCAACAGUGAUGAAAGUGAAAAGAGUGCUUCUGAUGAAAGUGAACCUAAAGAUUCUGGUAACGAUGAAAAUAACUCUCUGGAUGAAAACAGUUCCCAAGACUCUGAACACCACUCAAAGAGUUCUUCACAUGAAAGCGACAGCCAUGAUUCAGAUAAUGAAGAUGAUGAACACAAUCCAGAAAACAAGGAUUCUGAAGAUGAGGAGAAACACGAAAGGCAUGAUUCUGAAAAAAGUGACUCCCAAGAUGAAGAAGAUGAAGACAAAUCUGACAGCAAUUCUGAAGACAAAAGCGAAUCAUCGGAGUCUGAUUCACACCAAAAACAUGAUGAAAAAGAUGACAGCCACUCUGAUUCCAGCGAUACUGAAGAAGAUAACUCCUCGGAAUCAAAAUCAAAGGACAAAGAAGAUGCCAGUUCUUCAGAAUCAAAUUCACAAGACAAUGAAGAUAAACAAAGCGACUCGGAUUCAAAGAGCAGUGAAAAAGAUGAAAGCUCAUCAGAAUCAAAAUCUGAAGACAAAGAAGAUGACAGUUCUUCAGAAUCAAAUUCACAAGGCAAUGAAGAUAACCAGAGAGACUCGGAUUCAAAGAGCAGUGAAAAAGAUGAAAGCUCAUCAGAAUCAAAAUCUGAAGAAAAACAUGAGCCAUCUAAAGACUCUGGGUCUAAUGAAUCUGAUGAUGUGCACAGUUCUUCUGAAUCAGAUGAAAAUAAAGAUAAGAAAAGCCAGUCCGACUCAGAAAGCCAUGAAGAUAAUGAUCACAGCUCAUCUGAAUCCUCAUCUGAAUCAAAUUCUGAAGAAACACAUGGAAAGAGUUCCCAUCACUCAGAUUCAAAUGACUCAGAAGAUAGUCACCACUCAUCUGAAUCAAAAGACAAAGAAGAUGAUGAUUCCUUAAACACAGAAUCAAAGGGAAGCAGCGAGGAAAGUGACAAAGACUCUGAUUCUAAAGACUCAGAAGAUAGUUCCAGUUCCAAGGAAUCAAAAGAAUCAGAAGAAGACGAUCACAAAGAUUCUGAUUCUAAUGACACAGAAGGCAAUAAAAGCUCCUCUGAAUCAAAAGAUCACACCGAAGAAGAUGAGGACCCAUCAAAAGAAGAAUCUAAGGAUACAGAAGAAAACAGCGAAUCCUCAGAAUCAACAGAAACAAAUGAAAAGAGUUCCAAAGGCUCUGAGGACACAGAAGAAGAUGACUCAUCAAAAUCAGAAUCAAACGAUACUGAAGAGCACGAUGACUCAUCCAAAUCAGAAUCAGAAGAUGGUGAAAAGGAAGCUGAUGAAAAGUCUGAAUCCGAUUCUAAUGAAUCUAAUGCAUCUGAUCAGGAUGACAGCACACCUGAUACUGACUCCAAUAACAGCAGUGACUCCAACGACAAUGUUGACCAUACUGGAAUGGAUGAAAAGCCAUCUGACAAUGUUGACCAUCAAGGAAUGAAUGCAAAGCCAUCUGGUCCCCCUGACCACAGCCCUCCUCCUCAUAGACGAUCCUAGCAAUGAACAGGUUUCUGCUAGAGUCGGUGGAUUGCAAAUGUAGAGAAUGACAUUACUUGGCUAAAACUGGUACUGGGAAAAUGUGACCUAUACGAGGCAAAACCUCAGAGUAACGACAUCUUUUCUUUAGUCCUUAGAUGUGGAUAUUUCCAAGAACCAUUCAAUGGGUUUCAAUAGGGUUGCAAUGAAUUUAAAUUAUUGGGCUGCUGUUUUCCUUUCUGUCAAUUCUAAUCUAUUUUUUAAAUAAAAAUAGAAUUUUAUUACGACUCUGCCAAAGCAUUUGCUAUAAUGUUGCUACCUUCUGUCUUUAUGGAAUGUAACAAUGAAACAUGCACGCUUUCUCUUUGUUCUUUUCUGACAUAUUUAGUAUGAAGGAGUUGAAUGAAGAAUAAAUUUGUGGAAAUACAAUUUUCAGCUACAAGCAAUAAAAAAAAAAUAGAAGCAUAGCUUCUUACGUAGA
This is a messenger RNA of Polypterus senegalus (gray bichir), 2282 nucleotides long. It is a transcript of the gene stm, whose product is annotated as starmaker. NCBI's taxonomy places the organism in Eukaryota, Metazoa, Chordata, Cladistia, Polypteriformes, Polypteridae. The record is from RefSeq and is a predicted model, not a curated record. Bases 77 to 1822 code for a protein of 581 amino acids. The transcript is spliced from 44 exons.